Molecule: messenger RNA, 1152 nt
Organism: Pipra filicauda (Wire-tailed manakin)
Lineage: Eukaryota; Metazoa; Chordata; Aves; Passeriformes; Pipridae
Product: taste receptor type 2 member 41-like
Exons: 1
Coding region: 42-989 (315 amino acids)
Biological process (GO): detection of chemical stimulus involved in sensory perception of bitter taste; G protein-coupled receptor signaling pathway; sensory perception of taste
Cellular component (GO): membrane
Molecular function (GO): G protein-coupled receptor activity; bitter taste receptor activity
Source: RefSeq, a predicted model, not a curated record
CAGCCCCCUUGUCCAGCACAGCACUGCUCCCAGCUCCCAGGAUGGAAGUUUGUCACUCUCCAGAGCAAUUCCAUAUCACCUCAUACGCUGCCACAUCUGUGGCUAUAGUGACCCUUGAGGCAUUUGCUGGCAUGUGGAUAAAUGCUUUCAUUGUUUCUGUGAUUUGCAUGGCUUGGGUCAAGAAGAAAACAUUGAACUCUAAUGAGAAGAUCUUGUUGGUUUUGGGAUCCUCCAGGUUUUGGUAUUUGUGCGUUGCAUGGCUAUAUUUCUUUCUUUCAACAAUGUAUCACAAUUACAAAUAUGUUCACCCCAUAUUUCAACUACUUGCAGUUGCUCAUAGAUUUUUUAAUUGUUCUGAAGUUUCUGUGUCAGCCUGUCUUUGUGUCUUUUAUUGUAUAAAAAUUGCCAAUUUUAGGAACAGUUUCUUUAUCUAUCUGAAAGUAAAAAUUGACAGGAUGGUGCCCUGGCUCUUGUUGGGGUCAGUGUUUUUCUCCCUGGUUAUUGGAAUCCUUCUCUUUGAAAUCAUCGAUAAACCUGAAUGUAACAAUUCCACUGGUCUAGAAAAUUUGUGGAAAGUGAAAAUCAAGAUAGAUGAACAUUUUCUUCCUAUUUAUUUUAUCACUGGCUUUGGAUAUGCUGCUUCAUUCGUGGCAGUCAUCCUUUCUGUCCUUCUCCUUCUCUUUUCCCUCUGGAGACACAAAUGCAACAUGCAGACAAACUCCAUGAAGGACCUCAGCAUGGAUGCCCACAUCAAAGCCAUGAAAUCCAUUCUCUCCUUCUUCAUAAUGUACAACAUCAACUUUAUAUCUUUGAUUGUGACAAUAAUUUAUUCAGCGCAGGGGAAAAGUGUCAUGAUGUUUCUUAUUUAUGUAUUUCAGUAUGCUUUUCCAGGUGUUCAUUCCCUGAUUCUGAUUUUCAGCAACCCCAAGUUGAAAAACACACUGCUAAGGAUUCUGCCCUGUGUGAAGUGCAAGGUUUGCAUGAGGUAAGAACUGUAGCAAAAGCUGCAGCCCUAUGCAAAUUGUUGACCUUUCACUAUAGAGGACAAGUCAAUUAAUAUCUAAUAGAACUCUCCUGGCAGCGUAGAUGGUAGAGAUGUUUACUCUUCCCCAUCUAAGUUAAGAAAACUGCAUUCAAAUACUUUGACCUAGA